AUGCUGAGACUUGGCAAUUGUCACUCGGUGGUGACAGAACUGACGUGUGUUCUCCCUCUUUGUCCCCUCUUUUACCUGCAGAGUAACCUGAUACACUACCUGGGACUGAGCCAUCAUCUUCUCGCACUGAAUUUUAUCAUUGUUUCUUUUGGCAAAAAAAGCGCAUGGUCGACUGCCCAGGUGAAGGUGACCGACACUGACUUUGAUGGUGUGGAAGUCAGAGUGUUUGAAGGUUCUCCACGGCCAGAAGAGCCGCUGAAACGCAGCGUUGUUUAUAUCCACGGAGGAGGCUGGGCCCUGGCAAGUGCAAAAAUCAGAUAUUAUGAUGAACUGUGUACAGCAAUGGCUGAAGAGUUGAAUGCUGUCAUUGUCUCCAUUGAAUACAGGCUAGUUCCACAGGUUUAUUUUCCUGAGCAAAUUCACGAUGUCGUACGUGCCACAAAGUAUUUUCUGCGACCAGAAGUCUUACAGAAGUACAUGGUUGACCCAGGCAGAAUUUGCAUCUCUGGUGACAGUGCCGGUGGAAACCUGGCUGCCGCCCUUGGACAACAGUUCAGCCAAGAUGCCACGCUGAGAAACAAGCUCAAGCUGCAAGCCUUGAUCUACCCGGUCCUCCAGGCGCUGGACUUCAACACGCCCUCCUACCAGCAGAACGCGAACACGCCCAUCCUGCCCCGCCACGUCAUGGUGAAGUACUGGGUGGACUACUUCCAGGGCAGCCACGACCUGUUGCCGGCCAUGGUGGCCAACAACCACAGCUGCAUGAUCUUCACCAGCUGGCCCACUGACUUCGCGGUGGGCAUCCGGACGAGGCGCAGCUACAUCAAGUGGCUGGACCACAACCUGUAGGGGGUCCGGCCCGGGGGGCGCGAGCCCCUCCUGGCCCUCCGCUCCUGCGUGGGAAAGAAAGGCGCUUUGGGCUGGCUUCGCUCUCCUCCCGCCCGUUACCUGUGAGUGAUGGAUCUCUGUUCCUUGCAGACUGUGCGAUAACCUCAUUUUUUAAUGAAUUGAACUAACUCAGCUGCAGACACAUCUGGAUUUGGUUCCCGAGCGGGCCAGUCUCUCUGCUCUUGUUGUAGCCAGCGACUGCUCAUACCCACAGCUGCGGAAAACAGAACUGGGAGUUGGGCUGGUCCUGCCUUCAUAAGAUGUUCUUUUCAGAAGAAAUUCUUCCAGCUGUGGAUGACAUAAUGACCUUUAAUAAGUUAAGAAAAUGUGUGCUCUUCUUCAGCUUUGCUAGAGGUUACGUUGGGCUCAGAGCAGUGUUGAAUGUGUGCACUUUCAGGCCAGGGUGGGGACCAAGUGCCCUCUGUUCUGUGUGAACAGAUGGUUUUGUUUCCUAUGGGAAUUUCCGCAAAGGCUUUCCAGCAAGGACAAGUUUCUCAAAAGACUUUCCUCCUCUAGGGUGUUAAUUUUAUGAGAUAUCUAUAAGUCCAGUUGGAUUAUGAUGAUACUUGAAAGUUACUUUCUACUACUAUUAGAAAAUACAAAGUUGCAUGCACUGGAUAUCUAUACAUCGUUAAGUUUUUGUUGUUUUUUGGUUAUGCCAUCUCCUUGGGAAGAUCUUUUGGGAACAAAUUUAUUUAGAUUUAGAGUAAGUUUUCCGUUGUAGAACAAGUAAAAACAAACAAAUGAAACAACCUGUUGUCUCACAUAGAAAUACUUCUGACAUAAAUUACCAAGAGCAAUGUGUAUAUAUUUGGCAUAGUCAGAAAAAAAUAUAUUUAAUAUUAGUUUAAAAGUAUGAAAAAUACCUUUAGAAGGUCUAGUCUUUUCUUGAAAAUUCAACUUUUUCUCUUAUGUGGCUUUAAAAUGGAGCUAUUUUGGUAUAAUAUAUUGUUUAUUUUUAAAAAUUAUUGAAUGUUAAUAUACAUAGCUAUCCAGGAUUUUUCGGAAAGACAUCGUAAUAAUUAUUUAAAAAUCAUGGUAUUUUUCUUAAACUACCUUAGAGUUUAAAAAACUUCCUUAGAGUUAUAUCCACAUGGAAUUUUAUGGAAAGAGAGAAAAUAGCCAUUAAUACUGCUGUACCUUAAGGCAUACCUAUUUUCAUGUUUCUAUGCAUAAUCGUGUUAAAAAUAAUUAGAACUAUGACCACACUAGUAAAGUCAUCCAAGUUAAUAGUUUCAUAACCAAGGCAAGACUCACACUCUGGUGGGCUGAGGAAUGCAAGUUCAUAUUCUGGGCGAGGACGUGCCGUCACCGGUGCCUGGGUCCCUCCUGUCCCCUGCCAGCCGGGUCUGGAAGUUUCCCUUCACUUGAAGUCUUCACUGGAGCAUCUCUGGCGUCGCAAGAAACUCCAGUUCUGAUGUGAGCUGAGGGCCGCUGCUCUCCUUCCUGCCAGCCUUCCUCCUGCCCCAUCCGUGCUCCCCUCGGGACAGCAGAGGGCAGCAGUGCCGCUGAGGAACGCUGCAGGCACUCGGAGAAGAAGGCAGGACCUUCUCACUCCCUUGGGGAAGGGGUGUUUCCCAUUUCUGGCACUCAAACGGCAGAAGAUUUGCAUCCUUAUUGUUCGUUUCUAGCGUGAGCCAGUAGCAUUUCAUGUGCAAAGCAGAAGUAAACACACCAGUGUGUGUGUGCAUGUGCUAGUGUAUUCACAGAUGAUGGCGAGGCAAGUCACUCGCCCCUCUGGACCUCUUCUCCCCCUCCCCUGAAAUCAGAGAGCUGAAUCACUUGAUCCUUGAGGUCUCUUCCAGCGGCAAAUUUUGUCCGACCAGCAAGUUGUAUUGGCCUCUUCUUGUAUGGUGGUUUUUUUGGUAGGUUGUAAUUCCUUAUACACAAACACAUCAUCAAGAAUUUUCUUUUUUUCCUAAAAAACUGGGAUUUUAGUUCUUACUCUAUGAUAGCGGCCCUCCUUAUAUGAUACUGUUCUUUUUGACUCCACUCAAAAGAACCAAUGUUUGGACCUCAUUUGGGGGUCACGUGACCUACCUCUAAGAAAGAGAAAUUAUAGUGCAGGCACAAGGUUUCUUAAAAUGAUUUCCCCCCCAGAAUUGUGAGCCAGAUCCUGUGGUAAUUACAGUCAAUAAGUUAUUCCAGAUCUCUAAAAGGCGCUCUCAGAUGAAAAGGGAGUGAAAGAAAAAGGGUCAACCACUGUUUCUGAUGAAAUACUUGAGUUUCAUUGUUCUUUUAGUUUUAAUCAUAUAAAAAAAGUUUGUGCUCUGCAGAUUGAUUUUUGUGUAGUAUUAUGGCUUUGUUUUGUUUUCCUGUUUUAUGCAAAAGUUGACAAUCUUUUUGUAAUACUGUCUGUAAAAUAUGAACAUUAAUAUAUGAAGAAAAAACCUUGAAGUGCUGUGAAAUAAUAGUGGUAUGUAAGUUAAUCUUAAUGUUUUGUCAUUGAUUUGUGAAGAAUUUAAGAUUAUUAUAUAAUUACCUUGGUGGAUAUAUUUUAUGCAUGACCUUUUAAUCUUUGACUUUGCUUAUUUCCCACUGCAUAGGGGAAGGCAGAUUUUAUGAAGGAUUUUAGUAGCAAAUAUAUUUUAUAAAAUGAAAAUCCAGGAUGGAGAUGAGAAAGCAUGUAUCUGUUUUGAAUCAGGUUUGGAAAUAAAAUGGCUCCAUCUGGGAUCGUGCCCAUGUCA
Molecule: messenger RNA, 3575 nt
Organism: Carlito syrichta (Philippine tarsier)
Lineage: Eukaryota; Metazoa; Chordata; Mammalia; Primates; Tarsiidae
Gene: NCEH1
Product: neutral cholesterol ester hydrolase 1
Exons: 5
Coding region: 1-849 (282 amino acids)
Molecular function (GO): hydrolase activity
Source: RefSeq, a predicted model, not a curated record